UUCAAUCUUCUUGGAACCCAGAGACAAUUCUUCUGACAUUCAAAAUAAAAAAUAACGACGUUUCUAUUUGAAUUUAGAAUGUACGUCAAAUAGUAUUGUUUUAAGCUUUUUCUAUGCGGGGUUAAAAAAUUACGGUUUUUAUGCAUUUUUUUAUCCUUACGUAAAAUUAUUUUAGUGUAAAAAUCAAUGAAUCUUUUGGACUGAUAUGCGAUAUAAAUUGGCAAGCCAAAUGAAUUUUUAACCGUCUUCAAAUAACGACAAAAUGGCCAAAUGUCGGCGAAGGCGGAAAAUGUGCAAUACUCGAUGCCGCACCAAAAAGGGCAGGUUUAAGCGGUGCGGGAAAUGUGACCGUCGCUACAUUGUGCCCCAGCCGUGCUGCAAGAAGCGACGUCGCAGCUGCCCGCGGCCGCGCCGCAAGCGCUGCCGCCCGAAGAGACCCUCGUGCAGGAGACCCUCGCGCAAGAGGUUUACUUACCGUUGCCGCUCCAAGUGCGGCACGUUUAAGCGUUGCCGCCGCUGCGACCGCCGCUAUCCGAUCCGAAGGCGGCGCUCCUGCUCCUGAGGUGCUGGCAAAUUGCUGCUGGUACUGUCUUGUCGGUGUUUCGCCUCCAUGCCCAGUGUUUGAGAAAAUUGUGUUCGUGACGUAAUUAUACAAAGUUAGCAAUUCUGUAAA
Trichoplusia ni (cabbage looper) is the source of this 673-nucleotide messenger RNA. RefSeq names its product cysteine-rich protamine-like. Lineage: Eukaryota; Metazoa; Arthropoda; Insecta; Lepidoptera; Noctuidae. The transcript is spliced from 6 exons. The record is from RefSeq and is a predicted model, not a curated record. The coding region runs from base 263 to 562 and encodes 99 amino acids.